Knipowitschia caucasica is the source of this 2577-nucleotide messenger RNA. The record is from the annotation of a GenBank genome assembly. NCBI's taxonomy places the organism in Eukaryota, Metazoa, Chordata, Actinopteri, Gobiiformes, Gobiidae.
AUGUUAGGAACAGAGAACACUCACGGCGUGGUCACGGCGAGCAGAGGAACAGAGAACACUCACAGCGUGGUCACGGCGAGCAGAGGAACGGAGAACACUCACGGCGUGGUCACGGCGAGCAGAGGAACAGAGAACACUCACAGCGUGGUCACGGCGAGCAGAGGAACAGAGAACACUCACGGCGUGGUCACGGCGAGCAGAAGAACAGAGAACACUCACAGCGUGGUCACGGCGAGCAGAGGAACAGAGAACACUCACGGCGUGGUCACGGCGAGCAGAGGAACGGAGAACACUCACGGCGUGGUCACGGCGAGCAGAGGAACAGAGAACACUCACGGCGUGGUCACGGCGAGCAGAAGAACGGAGAACACUCACCGCGUGGUCACGGCGAGCAGAGGAACGGAGAACACUCACGGCGUGGUCACGGCGAGCAGAGGAACGGAGAACACUCACGGCGUGGUCAAGGCGAGCAGAGGAACAGAGAACACUCACAGCGUGGUCACGGCGAGCAGAGGAACGGAGAACACUCACAGCGUGGUCACGGCGAGCAGAGGAACGGAGAACACUUACAGCGUGGUCACGGCGAGCAGAGGAACAGAGAACACUCACGGCGUGGUCACGGCGAGCAGAGGAACGGAGAACACUCACGGCGUGGUCACGGCGAGCAGAGGAACGGAGAACACUCACGGCGUGGUCACGGCGAGCAGAGGAACAGAGAACACUCACGGCGUGGUCACGGCGAGCAGAGGAACGGAGAACACUCACCGCGUGGUCACGGCGAGCAGAGGAACGGAGAACACUCACGGCGUGGUCACGGCGAGCAGAGGAACGGAGAACACUCACGGCGUGGUCAAGGCGAGCAGAGGAACAGAGAACACUCACAGCGUGGUCACGGCGAGCAGAGGAACGGAGAACACUCACAGCGUGGUCACGGCGAGCAGAGGAACGGAGAACACUUACAGCGUGGUCACGGCGAGCAGAGGAACAGAGAACACUCACGGCGUGGUCACGGCGAGCAGAGGAACGGAGAACACUCACGGCGUGGUCACGGCGAGCAGAGGAACGGAGAACACUCACGGCGUGGUCACGGCGAGCAGAGGAACAGAGAACACUCACAGCGUGGUCACGGCGAGCAGAGGAACGGAGAACACUCACAGCGUGGUCACGGCGAGCAGAGGAACAGAGAACACUCACAGCGUGGUCACGGCGAGCAGAGGAACGGAGAACACUCACAGCGUGGUCACGGCGAGCAGAGGAACAGAGAACACUCACGGCGUGGUCACGGCGAGCAGAGGAACAGAGAACACUCACGGCGUGGUCACGGCGAGCAGAGGAACAGAGAACACUCAACGGCGUGGUCACGGCGAGCAGAGGAACAGAGAACACUCACGGCGUGGUCACGGCGAGCAGAGGAACAGAGAACACUCACAGCGUGGUCACGGCGAGCAGAGAACACUCACAGCGUGGUCACGGCGAGCAGAGGAACGGAGAACACUCACGGCGUGGUCACGGCGAGCAGAGAACACUCACAGCGUGGUCACGGCGAGCAGAGGAACGGAGAACACUCACAGCGUGGUCUCGGCGAGCAGAGGAACGGAGAACACUCACAGCGUGGUCACGGCGAGCAGAGGAACAGAGAACACUCACAGCGUGGUCACGGCGAGCAGAGGAACGGAGCACACUCACGGCGUGGUCACGGCGAGCAGAGCACACUCACAGCGUGGUCACGGCGAGCAGAGGAACGGAGAACACUCACAGCGUGAGGAACGGAGAACACUCACAGCGUGGUCACGGCGAGCAGAGGAACAGAACACUCACGGCGUGGUCACGGCGAGCAGAGGAACAGAGAACACUCACGGCGUGGUCACGGCGAGCAGAGGAACAGAGAACACUCACAGCGUGGUCACGGCGAGCAGAGGAACAGAGAACACUCACAGCGUGGUCACGGCGAGCAGAGGAACGGAGAACACUCACGGCGUGGUCACGGCGAGCAGAGGAACGGAGAACACUCACGGCGUGGUCACGGCGAGCAGAGGAACGGAGAACACUCACAGCGUGGUCACGGCGAGCAGAGGAACAGAGAACACUCACGGCGUGGUCACGGCGAGCAGAGGAACGGAGAACACUCACAGCGUGGUCACGGCGAGCAGAGGAACGGAGAACACUCACGGCGUGGUCACGGCGAGCAGAGGAACAGAGAACACUCACGGCGUGGUCACGGCGAGCAGAGGAACGGAGAACACUCACGGCGUGGUCACGGCGAGCAGAGGAACAGAGAACACUCACGGCGUGGUCACGGCGAGCAGAGGAACGGAGAACACUCACGGCGUGGUCACGGCGAGCAGAGGAACAGAGAACACUCACGGCGUGGUCAAGGCGAGCAGAGGAACGGAGAACACUCACGGCGUGGUCACGGCGAGCAGAGGAACGGAGAACACUCACAGCGUGGUCACGGCGAGCAGAGGAACGGAGAACACUCACAGCGUGGUCACGGCGAGCAGAGGAACGGAGAACACUCACGGCGUGGUCACGGCGAGCAGAGGAACGGAGUAUGAGAGCAUUUUGGCUUCACUGUAA